Leishmania mexicana MHOM/GT/2001/U1103 is the source of this 657-nucleotide messenger RNA. RefSeq lists its product as hypothetical. Bases 1 to 657 code for a protein of 218 amino acids. Lineage: Eukaryota; Euglenozoa; Kinetoplastea; Trypanosomatida; Trypanosomatidae. The record is from RefSeq and is a predicted model, not a curated record. The transcript has a single exon.
AUGGCCGCGUCCGCUUGUUCUUCUGCAGUUAAUCUGCACAACUUCCGGCUGCUAGCGACUGGGAAUGAUACAGCCAGUGCAGCGCCGUCCUCGGCGCCUCUGACAGCGCCGCUUUCCUUCUCCCUCACCUUCCACUUCCAGCGUUAUGACGGGGCCGACUUUGAGUCUUUCAUCACCUCUUUGGGCGUCUCCGUUGACUUUGUGGCGGAUGUGGCGUCGGAGAAAACGACGCUGACCUUGCUACCACUCACACCUGUGAGUGGCCCGUUGGCACGACCGGACUCCACCACGGCAAACGGCGCCUUUUUGAUGGCGGCCAGCGCGUCGGACUUAUCGACGUCCUCCUCUGAUUAUGCAGCAGGCGCUCCAGUGGAUGGCGCUGCUGGAGCUGCGCCCGGGGUGAUGUAUCAGCUGAGGGUGUACUUGAGCGAUUUUCGCCCCUUGGAAGCGGUUCAGUUGAAGCACCUACUGCAGGUGAGCAUGAUGCGUGUCCGGCUGGCACGUCUCGGCACCGGUGAUGACGUCGCGAACAGCGACAUGAGGGACCCACGCACAGAGGAGCGCUCGGUGGCGGCGUGGAAUGUUAUUUGGCGGGUGCGGCGCAACCCACAAAACGAGCAAGAGCUGAUACGCACGGUGCUAGACCCGCUCGCGUAG